This is a messenger RNA of Chionomys nivalis (European snow vole), 1958 nucleotides long. Its product is annotated as ATP synthase subunit e, mitochondrial-like. Gene Ontology annotation, biological process: proton motive force-driven ATP synthesis. Gene Ontology annotation, molecular function: proton transmembrane transporter activity. The record is from RefSeq and is a predicted model, not a curated record. Lineage: Eukaryota; Metazoa; Chordata; Mammalia; Rodentia; Cricetidae. The transcript has a single exon. The coding region runs from base 1461 to 1676 and encodes 71 amino acids.
AGUAUACAGAUUAUGGAAGUUAAUUGAUCUGUUUGUGGCUGUUACAGGCUCUCCACUGCACAUGCCUUUUUCUAGUGCCAGCACUAGAGAGGUAGAAAGUAGGCAGAUCUCUGUGAGGACAGCCUGGUCUACAUAGUGAGGUCCACAAUAGCCAGGGCUAAGCAGAGAGACCUUGUCUCAAAAAAAGAGAGAGGCAGGGUGUUAUUGCAUGUCUUUGAGCUUUCUAUGUAGACCAGGAUCCUCCUGCCUCUACCUCCUAAGUGCUGGGAUUUUAGGAGUAUGCCAGGAUUCCAGACAUGUAGAAUAACCCCAGUACUGGAUGAAGUCAGUACCUAUAAUGCCAAUACUUCAGAGUGUGAUAAGGAAAUAAUUAGUAUGAGGCUAGCCUGGUCUGCACAGCAAGACCCAGUCCCAAACAAAGUAAAGACAAGCAACAAUAAAACCAAAAUCACGUUAAAAUCAUGUCUUCUUCACUAGUACUUCACCCAUCGUGUUCAUAGCCCUCAGGAUAGUUGGCAUAACUUGUGUGUGUUUGCUUCUGUAAGAGCAGAGUUCCUAUCUAUUUAUUAAUGCUUAUGUUCUCAACACUGCACUGCACUGAGCACCCAGCCAUUCUAGGCGUUUAAUGUUCGUAGAACGAAUGAAUGUGUAAAGGCAAUGGAUUCUGCAUUUUUCUGCUUAACCGUUUCAUUAUGAUUGUCACUGUAGCUAGCAUCCAAUUGAAGAAUUCAGGUAAAACCUAAUAUUAAUGAGAUAAUGUAUUGUACAUGCUCUAAUUUAAAAGAGAUACGUUUGUGAGUCUGUGUAUGCACAUGUAUCACACACAUAACAUGCAUAUGCUAUGUGUAUUAUACAAACAUGUAAUGUAUAUACUUUAUUCCUGAAAUUAUUUGAAAGAAAUCCUUUACUCUUUAUGAAGUGAAAAAUCCCUCAUUUAAAAAAGCCCUUAGCUUCUGGGCUGAGGAGAUAGCUCAGGGGUUAAAACAGCUGCCACACCAGCAUGAGUGCAGAGCUCAGAACCCCAGAGCCCUGGUAAGGAUGAUUUGGCGAUCACUUGUGAUUCCAAAACUCUGAAGGUGAGCAGAGGAUCCCCAGAAUAAGAAGGCUAAUAACACUGGUGCACUCUGGGGUCAGCUGAGAAACCCUACUUCAGUGACGAGGUGGAAAGCCAUUGACAAGACUCCCAGCAUCAAUGGGCAUUCACGUGCACACAUGCAGACAUGCAUGCACACCACACACAUAUCUUGGUACCCGUGGAUUAAAUCUAGUAGAUAAUAAGCAUAUUAUAAACAUAGUAAUCACAAAACACAUUUUUCUUUUUUUUUUUUUUUUUGGUUUUUCGAGACAGGGUUUCUCUGUGGUUUUGGAGUCUGUCCUGGAACUAGCUCUUGUAGACCAGGCUGGUCUCGAACUCAACAUUUUCUUUUAAGAAUUCUCAAAUUAGGAAGGUCACGGACAAGAUGGUGCCCCCAGUUCAGGUCUCUCCGCUCAUCAAGCUCGGCCGAUACUCAGCCCUUGUCCUCGGCAUGGCCUACGGCGCCAAGCGCUAUAGUUACCUAAAGCCCCGGGCAGAGGAGGAGAGGAGGGUGGCAGCGGAGGAGAAGAAGAGACUAGAUGAGCUGAACCGGAUUGAAAGAGAACGGGCAGAAGCUCAAGAUGACAGCAUACUCAAGUGAAGCGCCAGUGAGCUUGCCUUUCUUAAGUCGCUGAGGAUGAAUAAAGCUUUGUCGUGCGAUGCAAAAAAAAAAGAAUUCUCAAAUUAAUAUUUUAGGGUUUAUCGUCUAAAUCUUUUGCUUCUUUUUUCUAUUAAUACCACUUUGUCCAUUUCAGUAUUAUUGAUAUAAAUUUAAAAUCAACUACUGAUUCUAUUUAAUAGAUAUAUUUUCUAGAUUUUUUUUCUGGUGCUCUAAGGUAAAUUAUUCAGAGAAGUCUGGUUUUAACAUUAUCUGAUCAGUGCC